GGGGUAGGAGCUUGCAGAGCUGCCCGGCACAUGUGGCUCGCUGCACAGCUGGGAAGGGGCCCCCCUUGCUGACGCCCCUGGCGGCUCCUUGGUGCUUUUCCUUUGCUGGGCUCGAUUUUUUAUUUUUAUUUUUUUAACUGGCGGAGGAAAAGGCGGCGGCUGCGCUUCGCAUGCGGCUGCUAACCGCAGGGAGCUCGGCGGCAGCGGCUGGUGUGCGCGGGCGGAGGAAGGAGGAUGCGCCCGGCCCCUGAGUCAGCGCCCCGGGACAGGCUGGCAGCUGCAGAGCGCUGGCGCCCGGGCCGCGCGCGCCAGGGCGCCUCCUAGGGCAGCAGGAGGGAGCGCACAGGGGGCGCAUCGCGGGGAGCGCAGGAGCCCGGCAGCCAGAGGCGGAGGGCGCAGAGGUGGGAGCCGCGGGGAGCGCCCACGUGGGGCGCCUCCUAGGGGUGUCCCAGCGAAGGGAGGGCGCUCAGCGCAGGCAGGCCCGUCUCAUUUGGCCGGGGAAGUGCCAGGCGCGCCCAGCCCUCGCCGCGGGACCGACUGGAGGCGCCUCCUGGGGCGCAGGGAGAUCCCGGCGCGGGCACCGCCUCCUGCGGCUGGCCGGCUGGAGCUGGGCAGCCACCCGCCGAAAUGUUCACCCGGGCUGUGAGCAGGCUCAGCAGGAAGCGGCCGCCGUCAGAGAUAAAUGACAGCGAUGGCAACCCAAGCAGCAGCCAACAAACCCUAAAAGGAACCUCAAGGUGGACUACGUCACUAGAGAACCUCCUAGAAGAUCCAGAAGGAGUGAAACGAUUUAGGGAAUUUUUAAAGAAAGAAUUUAGUGAAGAAAAUGUUUUGUUCUGGUUAGCCUGUGAAGAAUUUAAGAAAAUGCAAGACAAGAAACAGAUGCAAGAAAAAGCUAAAGAAAUUUACAUGACUUUCCUGUCCAGUAAAGCUUCCUGCCAAGUCAAUGUUGAAGGGCAAUCCCGUUUGAAUGAGACGAUAUUGGGAGAACCUCACCCACUAAUGUUUCAAAAGCUGCAGGACCAGCUGCUCAUUGACUCAAAAUGGGACAGAUGUCCUGGAAUACCCCCAUCAUCUCCUUGUGCUUUAGAGAGGGGGGCUGAGCUGAUAUUCAAUCUCAUGAAGUACGACAGUUACAGCCGCUUCUUAAAGUCAGACAUAUUUUUAAAACACAAGAGGGCCGAGGAACAAGAAGAGAAUUCAUCGGAAGCUCAAACUGUAGCUAAAAGAGCUUCAAGGAUUUACAACACAUGAUCCAAAGAAACCCAUUCAGACAAGCAACAAAAAAUAACCUAACUCUCAGGAACAGUCUUUGGGUCUAUAACUGUUGCAUUUAAGGCUUCACAAGCACAAAACCCUUUUAGGGGAUAUUUACCUUCUUAAUUGCUUGAACAACUAAUUGUUUUUGCAUGAUGGCUAAUACCAAACACUCUUGAAAAGACCAUUUUCUAAGCUAAAAUGCUGAGGUAUCCCUAUGUAGCAUGAAUUACAUCCCAUAUUUAACAAAUUAAAAUGUUUUCCAAUCACUGUAUUUUGUGAGGCAUCACAAACAUGAGAAAUGGAAGAUAGGGUUGCUUUUCCUCCUGAUUUUAUAGCUAUCCUGUGUGUACGUUUGUGAAGUCAAUGCAGAGUAGCAUUUCCGGUAACUCUGUGGAUGCGUCAUACAUUGAUUACCAUUAGGGGGCAGUAUAAUUUAGAGUUACUCCUAAUAAAACCCAGUUUCAGUCCUCCCAAAUGUAAAUCUCUUCUUUGAAACUAAUCUGUCUGUGAGACUUUGAAAAGCAAUUUCAGUUUUGACUUUGGGAAGUGUGGGUUUGCCUUUAUUAUUGAAGCAGAAGGCUUGGUUUUUUUGGUCAGGAUUUUCAUUACUGUAUUUCUUUGAUUUCAUGAUGUUUCCCACAACAGCCAACCAGCUUCUUCAGAUGACAGAGGCUAACCGCCAGCCUUGACAGAAAUAACAUGUCAACUUUAAAAACACAAUAAAACCUCUAGUGUUUUCAUAGCACCUAAACUAUAAUGGAACAAAAGCACCAAAAUAGGAAGGAUUCCUUCAAAGCACUCAAAAAGCUAUAGGAGAACUGAUACCUGUUGCCCACUUCUGGACAUCACACCUUCGGGUGGGCUUAGCACUUCAACCAGCUAGCACACUUAUUCUGAAGUCACAUGCAAGUACUAGUAAGCAUUAGGUCUUCCCCAAUCUUCCUGAGGAAUUGUGCCCUGGCUGCCAGCAGUCCUUCUGCAGAGGCACAAAACAACAGUUUACAUUUUCAGUCUGGCUUUGCUAAAAUCGAUUGGUCACAUACUAUCUGAUUUUGUUUUCCCCAAAAAAGUAUUUUAGGGUUUCCUAUGUGCAUAUGUUGGGAAGUCCAACAGAACUGUGAAUUCUCAUUGUGAUUGUAGCCAUUCCCACUCCAUGCUUGAGAUGAAGGACAGUUUAUGUCUGCCCUGAGAAGAUCAACGUGCAAUGAUGAAAUGUUAGGAUAAUAAAGGAAAAUGCUGGUGGAAAUCGCCACCAAAGAGUUCUCUUUGUCUGUCUGGAGCAGUUUGGGAACUGAAAAGCAUUUUUGCCAUAAAUGUUUAAUGUUUAUAUUUUUUGAAUUCAUUAAUUCAAUGCCAAAGUACUAAAUUGCCAUUUGGAAUUGGGAGAACAUAUUGGCUGGCAUGUUUUAUUUACAAGCUUCGCCAUGUGUCGUCUAGCUCUGACUCACACUGACUCACUAUUUACUCAUUUUUUGUGUUAGUACAGGCUUUUCUUGAGCUUGUAUUUAUGGGCUGUCUAGUCAGAUUGCACAAUUAGCUUUUGAUUAUUUUAAAAUUCUCUUUCUCAGGAAGGUGAGUUGUAUAUAUUCAUUACUGUUGCUAUCAACAUCUUAAAAGCCAGGGCUAGGUUGUAAUUUUCUAGGAGGAAAACUCUCUAUAUUGCCUUAUGACAUAUGACACUGUCUUUCUCUAAGCCACCUUUAUAGCCUAUGUCUGAAGAAAAUGGCUGCUGUGGUCUCUUCUCCCACUUAAUCCAUUCAUAUAGUGGUAGUGGGAGUUCUGAAAACUUAUCAAGGAAUAAAGAGAUUUGUUAGUUUUUAGGGAAUUGAGCAGGAGGGCAGUCUUUCAAUUUGCACUUUCUGAGCUGUAGGUCAGAUGCACUGAGUACAUUUUCCCAUCAUAUUUACAAAGGAGAAAAUGGCAGAACUAAAGGUUUAGGAUCAUGAUUCAUCAAUUUUCAGAGGGACCUCGACUCAUGCUGAAAGUAAAGCACGUAUUUAAAUGCUUUGUUGAAUAAGAAUAUACUUAAGCACAUGCUUAAAUGCUUGGCUGCAUUGGGGACUAAGUGAGUAGUUAUAAUCCUCCUCCUUGCAGCCAGUUGUUAUCAUGCUAGAUCUUCUAAUUAAAAUAAUUUUGGUUAUGUAACCACCACAUCCUACCCCCAAAAGAACACUGGGUGAAAUCCUGGCCCAUUGAAGUCAGCUGACCUCAGUGGAGCCAAGACGUCAGACACAAUCUACUUCUAAGGUCAUAUACAUCUUUUUUUCUUGUUUGAUAGGACUUACUUAAACUUUUCAGUUUAUGCAAAGAUAUUUUUUAAACUUCAACGGAAUGAGCUGGGCUUCCCAUGCUGAAAGCAUUUGCCAGAUUCAGCAUGUUCAUGAUUAGAAAGUGCAUGUUAUUCUUAAUCUUUUAGAGGAAGGGUGGCAUUGGAUGAAAUUUAGCUUUUGUCCAAAUGUUUGCCUGUCAAAUCUUUUGAGUGAUGGGCCCAAACCAAGCCCCUGGAACUCAGGAAAGAUGAAAUCUGCAUCCAACAUUUACAGCAUGGACUUUGGUUUAUAAUUCUCAUUAUUAUUAUUUACAUUAGAGUAGUGCUGAAAGGUCCCAAGUUGCGGGGAACCCCUCCCAUCAUGCUAGGUGGUACACAGUCCCUGCCCCAAGAGCUUGCAGUCUAAAAGACAAGACAGUUCAGUAAUAAUAGACAACAAACAAGCAAAACAUUAAAGGUGAUGUUAGAUACACCUCUUUGGAAUAGCUAAGUUAGGCCCUGGUCCUACAAACACUUAUGCACAGCUGUAACUUUAUUCACACAAAAUUUCCAUCAAUAGAACUUCUUACAUGAGUAAAGUUACAGUUGUGACAUCCAGGCUACCCCUGGCUACAUUGCUAUUUUUAGCACAGUAGCUCAAGCAUUGCAGAGUGGGUGUCUGCCUUCCCACACUUGAGGGGGCUUGUCUUCAUUAUGGGGGUAAGUCGAUCUAAGUUACGCUAUGUGAAUAAUGUAGCUGGAGUCGACAGCUUAGGUCUACUUACCCCAGUGUCUUCACUGCGCUGCAUCAAUGGGAGACACUUUCCGGUCGACUUCCCUUACUCUUCUUGGGGAGCUGGAGUACCGGAGUUGAUAGGAGAGCCCUCUGCCAUUGAUUUAAUGGGUCUUCAUUAGACUCCCCCUGGUUCUGGGGUGGUGCAUGGGUGGUGGCACGCUGCCCAGGACCCCACUGGUGCUGGGAGGGGGGUUGGAGGAGCCAGCAGGCUCCCUACCUGGCUCUGUGCCUCCCUGGAAGCAGGGACAUCCCCCUUGCUCAGCUCCUAGGUGGAGGUGUGACCAGGCAGCUCUGUGCACUGCCUCUGCCCAGAGCGCCGGCUUUGCAACCGUGGCCAAUGGGAGCUGCGAGGGUGGUGCCUGCAGGCAGAGACAGUGCACAGAGCUGCUUGGCUCUGCCUAGGAGCUGAGUGAGGGGGAUGUCGCCACUUCCGGCGAGCCCCCCGAGGUAAGCACUGCCCAGAGCCUGCCUCACACAGUCCUGUCCCGCCCUGUGCCCCUGCCCCCUCCCACACCCAAACUCCUGCUGCUGCUGGGGGAGGGGGUGCAGUGGCCCGAGAUUGCCCCAGCAGCAGCUGGUGCAACUGACACAGGGGCUUCCUGAGCGGCCCUCGGGCCAAGCGCACCAGCCACUGCAGAAGUCACAGAGGUCAUGGAAAGUCACAGAAAGUCAUGGAAUCCGUGACCUCUGUGACAAACCCACAGCCUUAGUAAUUACACAUAUGUGAAAUAUAUUUAUGAUUACUCAUAUAGUUUUCCAAAUAGAUGGGCAAGGUAGAGCAGUCUUCAACUACAGUUUUUCUUAAAAUUAAAGAAAAAAAUUAAUACAGAAAACUUAAGUAUGAAUCUAGGCAUUAUGAGAAGAAGUCAGACUAGUAGAAAUGUAUUUAUUUGUGUCUAAUUUUUUAAAAAAGGGAACAUAUCUAAAACUUCACAGUUCUGUUGUCUUAAAAAUAUCUUUCUCCCUUCUGCUGUUGAAGUUUGUGAUCCUGUUCUCUGUCUCAUCAAGGUUUGAAAGGUUCCAAAAUCUUUGCAAGAUUCAGAACUCAAGAGCUUUUUCACCUCUAAGAGAACCUGUAAUUUGCCCAGGAGUACUCAAAGUGCAGCAUUGCAAACAGUUGAAUAUUACAGGGAUGUGGAUUCAGGAGGGGUUAUCUUGUUUGGGUUAGUGCUGCAUAUCACCUACCAUAUUAAUUUUGUAACAUGUACAGAUCCCUUCUGUACAGUAAGAGGCUGAUACAAAUUGCAUGGAUCUAAAACAAUGUACAUUUCCAUUUGCAUAAAACUUUAAUUCUAACAGUGACUGCAAGCUUCACAUCUAUCCCCAGUUCUCUAAGUGACACAGUCUGAAAUACAUGGGAAUCAUAAGAGCUAACUCUUUCCAAAACCCCCAAUGGCUACCCUCACAUAUGUUUCUGAACUAAAAAUGAGACUCAUUUACAAACAAGCGAGAGCUGUGUGUUGACGCUUGUUUGAUGUUUUAAAUACCAGUUGGGAGGAUGCUGCAGCGUAUGAUGUGCCCCUCCUCCCAUCUUCUAGAUUCAGGCCUUCGAAGCCUGUGUCCUCUCACUUUCCCAUCAGCAACAUUUCUGUGAUGGAGGAGGAUUGGUGCCUAGAUACUACCGUAAUGGGGGCAUUUUAGAUGUGCAGAUAGCUAGAUUGGGACUCCCUUCAGAGGUAGCGAAUACUUUUAAUUAAAUAGCAACAGGGAUCAGUGAUGAACCACGAGGCACUUCUUGCACCUCACCUUCUUUGUCUCUAUUCCUUUCCUUGAUUCCACUGCAUUCCUCCUCCAUCCUUUUGUGUCAAGCACAGAACCUUGCUAACACAUUAAACUGGGGAAUUGGAGGCGAGAGGCAUUUUUUUUUGUUAUGUGCUUGUAAAGCACCUAACAUGAUGGCACCUUUGUUCAUAACUGGGAUUCCUCUGUGCUACAGUAAUACUACUACUAAUAAUGAAUAUGUCUUGACAGCAGGUUCAGGAAUUUUCAUUGCUGCGGCAUAACUAUUUUAUUAAGACAAAGUCCAAGAUGCUUUAAAUCAAUAGUAGAAAAUACUUUUGUGUUAGCUGACCUGGCAGAUGAGCAGCUGCCAUGUCAAAGCUAGAAGUUGCAGACUAGCUCAAAUCCCAUGCCCUUUAGGGUGUGAGGGAAGAAAUAGAGCUCUGUAGAUUGCAGGGUUUGUUUGGCCUCUGGGAAAGGAACUCAUUGCCAAAUUUAACACCGCCCUCUACUGGCUGCUGAAAGAAUAAAAUAGAUAACUUUUUUGGGAGAUAUUGAUAAGGUUAUAUAAUAAGCCAGCAAAUGAAGAGAGAUCAUAAUUGUUUUUUGUUUGUUUCUUAAAGGUGGUGGAAAUAUCAAUAUAUUUAUUGCCUAGUUAGAAUUCACCUUGUCAAGGUACAAUGAGGCUGCUCAGUUCAUUAUUGAAAGGUAAUGAAUAAUAAUAAAAUGUACAUUGGAUUGACAUUUUUCUGUACUUUGCUAUUUCCAGUGUAACUCCUAAUACAUGAAAGCUGAAAUAAAAACUCUCUUUUGAAGCUGA
This is a messenger RNA of Chelonia mydas (Green sea turtle), 6843 nucleotides long. It is a transcript of the gene RGS10, whose product is annotated as regulator of G protein signaling 10. The coding region runs from base 628 to 1254 and encodes 208 amino acids. The transcript is spliced from 6 exons. The record is from RefSeq and is a predicted model, not a curated record. Gene Ontology annotation, biological process: regulation of G protein-coupled receptor signaling pathway. Lineage: Eukaryota; Metazoa; Chordata; Testudines; Cheloniidae. Gene Ontology annotation, molecular function: G-protein alpha-subunit binding; GTPase activator activity.